ACGAGGCUCGGAGGGACACUCCGCGGAGGGAUUCGGUUUGUUGUGGUGAGGGGAGGGGGGAGACGCUGACAAACCAAGAUGGCGGCGGCGGCGGUGAAGGCCGCGGCGGUUGGGAGGUAACUGUGGUGGGGAAGGCUGAAGUAGUUGGGAGGCAGCGGCAGAGUUUGGAAGGAACGGAGCAGGACGAAGAGGCGGUAGCAGUAGCGCCAGCCUGAGCCUCCCAGAGCGCGGCAGCUACACGCCCCCCAAGGCCCUCGGCGGGCGGCGGCCACCCCGCUUAGGGCCUAGUCCCCGAGCAGUGCCUCGGCUUCAUACAGCGGCGUCCGCCAUGAGUCCUUAAGGGUGGUCCGAGCCCUCCAGUCUUAGGGCCCACCAUGGAGCCGGGGUCCGACGACUUCCUGCCGCCGCCGGAGUGCCCGGUGUUCGAGCCUAGCUGGGCCGAGUUCCGAGACCCUCUAGGCUACAUCGCGAAAAUCCGGCCCAUCGCCGAGAAGUCGGGCAUUUGCAAGAUCCGCCCACCCGCGGACUGGCAGCCACCCUUUGCUGUAGAAGUGGACAACUUCAGGUUUACUCCCCGAAUCCAGAGGCUGAAUGAACUAGAGGCCCAGACAAGAGUGAAGCUGAACUACUUGGACCAGAUUGCCAAAUUCUGGGAAAUCCAGGGCUCCUCCUUAAAGAUUCCCAAUGUAGAACGGCGGAUCUUAGACCUCUACAGCCUCAGUAAAAUCGUGGUGGAAGAAGGUGGCUAUGAAGCCAUCUGCAAAGAUCGUCGAUGGGCCCGGGUGGCCCAGCGCCUCAACUACCCACCAGGCAAAAACAUUGGCUCCCUGCUACGCUCCCACUAUGAACGCAUCGUUUACCCCUAUGAGAUGUACCAGUCUGGAGCCAACCUGGUGCAGUGCAACACACGUCCAUUUGAUAAUGAGGAAAAGGACAAGGAAUACAAACCCCACAGUAUCCCCCUUCGACAGUCUGUGCAGCCUUCCAAGUUCAAUAGCUAUGGCCGGCGGGCCAAGAGGCUGCAGCCUGAUCCGGAACCCACAGAGGAAGACAUUGAAAAGAAUCCGGAGCUGAAGAAGUUACAGAUCUAUGGGGCAGGCCCCAAGAUGAUGGGCCUGGGCCUCAUGGCCAAGGAUAAGACCCUGCGGAAGAAAGAUAAGGAAGGGCCUGAGUGUCCCCCCACCGUAGUGGUGAAGGAGGAGUCAGGCGGGGAUGUGAAGGUGGAGUCAACCUCACCUAAGACCUUCCUGGAGAGCAAGGAGGAGCUGAGUCACAGCCCAGAGCCCUGCACCAAGAUGACCAUGAGACUGCGGAGGAACCACAGCAAUGCCCAGUUUAUCGAGUCCUAUGUGUGCCGGAUGUGUUCCCGAGGGGAUGAGGAUGACAAGCUUCUGCUGUGUGAUGGCUGUGAUGACAACUACCACAUCUUCUGCCUGCUGCCACCUCUGCCUGAGAUUCCCAAGGGUGUCUGGCGGUGCCCAAAGUGUGUCAUGGCGGAGUGUAAGCGCCCCCCUGAAGCCUUUGGCUUUGAGCAGGCUACCCGGGAAUACACUCUACAGAGCUUUGGCGAGAUGGCUGACUCCUUUAAAGCCGAUUACUUCAACAUGCCCGUGCACAUGGUGCCUACAGAACUCGUGGAGAAGGAGUUCUGGCGGCUGGUGAACAGCAUUGAGGAAGAUGUGACUGUUGAGUAUGGGGCUGACAUCCAUUCCAAAGAAUUUGGCAGCGGUUUCCCUGUCAGUGACAGUAAGCGGCACCUAACCCCUGAGGAGGAGGAGUAUGCCACCAGUGGUUGGAACCUGAAUGUGAUGCCAGUGUUGGAGCAGUCCGUACUGUGCCAUAUCAAUGCGGAUAUUUCCGGCAUGAAGGUGCCCUGGCUCUAUGUGGGCAUGGUCUUCUCAGCCUUUUGCUGGCAUAUUGAGGAUCACUGGAGUUACUCCAUUAACUACCUCCAUUGGGGUGAGCCGAAGACCUGGUAUGGGGUACCCUCCCUUGCGGCAGAACAUUUGGAAGAGGUGAUGAAGAAGCUGACACCUGAGCUCUUUGAUAGCCAGCCUGACCUCCUGCACCAACUUGUCACCCUAAUGAAUCCCAACACCCUCAUGUCCCAUGGUGUGCCGGUUGUCCGCACAAACCAGUGUGCAGGAGAAUUCGUCAUUACCUUCCCUCGCGCUUACCACAGUGGCUUCAACCAAGGCUACAACUUUGCAGAGGCUGUCAACUUUUGCACUGCUGACUGGUUGCCGGCUGGGCGCCAGUGCAUUGAGCACUACCGCCGGCUCCGAAGAUACUGCGUCUUCUCCCAUGAGGAGCUCAUCUGUAAGAUGGCUGCCUGCCCAGAGAAGCUGGACCUGAACCUGGCAGCAGCUGUGCAUAAGGAGAUGUUCAUCAUGGUGCAGGAGGAACGGCGUCUGCGAAAGGCCCUGCUUGAGAAGGGCAUCACGGAAGCUGAGCGAGAGGCUUUUGAGCUGCUCCCAGAUGAUGAGCGCCAGUGCAUCAAGUGCAAGACCACGUGCUUCCUAUCAGCCCUGGCCUGCUAUGACUGCCCAGACGGCCUUGUCUGCCUUUCCCACAUCAAUGACCUCUGCAAGUGCUCCAGUAGCCGGCAGUACCUGCGGUAUCGAUACACCUUGGAUGAGCUCCCUGCCAUGCUGCAUAAGCUGAAGGUUCGGGCCGAGUCCUUUGACACCUGGGCCAACAAAGUUCGAGUGGCCCUGGAGGUGGAGGAUGGGCGGAAGCGCAGCCUUGAAGAGCUGAGGGCGCUAGAGUCUGAGGCCCGUGAGCGGAGGUUCCCAAACAGUGAGCUGCUGCAGCGACUAAAGAACUGCCUGAGCGAGGCGGAGGCUUGCGUGUCCCGGGCUCUGGGACUCGUCAGCGGCCAGGAAGCUGGCCCCCACAGGGUGGCUGGUCUACAGAUGACCCUGGCUGAGCUCCGGGCCUUUCUGGACCAGAUGAACAACCUGCCUUGUGCCAUGCACCAGAUUGGGGAUGUCAAGGGUAUUCUGGAACAGGUGGAGGCCUACCAGGCUGAGGCCCGUGAGGCCCUGGCCUCACUGCCCUCCAGUCCAGGGCUACUGCAGUCCCUGUUGGAGAGGGGGCAGCAGCUGGGGGUGGAGGUGCCUGAGGCCCAGCAGCUCCAGCGGCAGGUGGAACAGGCGCGAUGGCUGGAUGAGGUGAAGCGAACGCUGGCCCCCUCAGCCCGAAGGGGCACCCUGGCUGUCAUGCGGGGACUGUUGGUCGCGGGUGCUAGCGUCGCCCCUAGCCCUGCUGUCGAUAAGGCCCGGGCUGAGCUGCAGGAGCUGCUGACCAUUGCGGAACGCUGGGAGGAGAAAGCCCACCUCUGCCUGGAGGCCAGGCAGAAGCAUCCACCAGCCACGCUCGAGGCCAUAAUCCACGAGGCAGAAAACAUCCCUGUUCACCUGCCCAACAUCCAGGCUCUCAAGGAGGCUCUUGCUAAGGCCCGGGCCUGGAUCGCUGAUGUGGACGAGAUUCAGAAUGGCGACCACUACCCCUGCUUGGAUGACUUAGAGGGCCUGGUGGCUGUGGGCCGGGACCUACCUGUGGGGUUGGAGGAGCUGAGACAGCUAGAGCUACAGGUGCUGACAGCGCACUCCUGGAGGGAGAAGGCCUCCAAGACCUUCCUCAAGAAGAACUCUUGCUACACACUGCUGGAGGUGCUCUGCCCGUGUGCAGACGCCGGCUCGGACAGCACUAAACGCAGCCGGUGGAUGGAGAAGGAGCUGGGGUUGUACAAAUCUGACACGGAGCUGCUGGGACUGUCCGCACAGGACCUCAGGGACCCAGGCUCUGUGAUCGUGGCCUUCAAGGAGGGGGAGCAGAAGGAGAAGGAGGGUAUCCUGCAGCUGCGUCGCGCCAACUCCGCCAAGCCCAGUCCACUGGCAUCGUCGGCCACGGCUUCCUCUGCACCCUCUGUCUGUGUGUGUGGGCAGGUGCCGGCUGGGGCGGGAGCGCUGCAGUGUGACCUGUGUCAGGACUGGUUCCAUGGGCGAUGUGUGUCGGUACCCCGCCUCCUCAGCUCCCCGAGGCCUAGUCCCACCGCGUCCCCACUGCUGGCCUGGUGGGAGUGGGACACCAAAUUCUUGUGUCCGCUGUGCAUGCGCUCACGGCGCCCGCGCCUGGAGACCAUCCUGGCACUGCUGGUGGCCCUGCAGAGACUGCCCGUGCGGCUGCCUGAGGGCGAGGCCCUGCAGUGUCUCACAGAGAGGGCCAUCAGCUGGCAAGGCCGUGCCAGGCAGGCUUUGGCCUCUGAGGACGUGACUGCUCUGUUGGGACGGCUGGCUGAGCUUCGCCAGCGGCUGCAGGCUGAGCCCAAGCCUGAGGAACCCCCUACCUACCCUUCAGCCCCUGCCUCUGACCCUCUCAGAGAAGGCAGUGGCAAGGAUAUGCCCAAGGUCCCGGGCUUGCUGGAGAACGGAGACAGUGUGACCAGCCCUGAGAAGGUAGCCCCGGGGGAGGGCUCAGGUAAGAGAGACCUGGAGCUGCUGUCGUCGCUGUUGCCACAGUUGACUGGCCCCGCGUUAGAGCUGCCUGAGGCCACCCGGGCCCCUCUGGAGGAGCUCAUGUUAGAAGGGGACCUGCUUGAGGUGACCCUGGAUGAGAACCACAGCAUCUGGCAGCUACUGCGGGCUGGGCAGCCUCCAGACAUGGAGCGGAUCCGCACACUUCUGGAGCUGGAGAAGGCAGAGCGCCAUGGGAGCCGGGCACGGGGCCGGGCAUUGGAGAGGCGGCGACGGCGGAAGGUGGAUCGGGGUGGGGAGGGCGAUGACCCAGCCCGAGAGGAGCUAGAGCCAAAGAGGGUACGGAGCUCAGGGCCAGAGGCCGAGGAGGCCCAGGAGGAGGAGGAGCUGGAGGAGGAGACUGGGGGUGAGGGCCCCCCCCAACCCCUGCCCACCACUGGCAGCCCCAGCACCCAGGAGAACCAGAAUGGCUUGGAGCCGGCGCUAGGGGCCACUUCAGGCCCCACGGCCCCUUUCUCUACUCUGACUCCUCGGCUGCAUGUGCCCUGCCCGCAGCAGCCGCCUCAGCAACAGUUGUGACAGUGGCUGAGCCUAGCACAGAUCCCCCACAGAGACCCCCCCCCCCCUUGGCCUCAAGGAUCCUCUGACCAUCAAGCCUGCUUCUUGGGAGGUGGGCAAGAAGGGGGGAUGGCCACCCCCCUCCCCCCCGAGCCCACUCCCGAGUCCCUUGACUUUUAUAUUCUGACUCCAAGGUAUUGUUCAGACCUCAGCUCCUGGGGGCCGGCCCCUGGAGUCCCCCUCCCUGGUAGCCUCUAACCAGCAUUCCCAGACACCUGAGGCAGAUAGACAGAUGGAUGGGCAGGUGGGCAGGGGGGUGGCUGGGGCUGGGCCAGCACCAUUCCAGAGACAAGGCCAGUGCGUAUGCAAACUGGGGGAAAACUCCUCUCCCUUCUCUCCCCAGUUCUGGUCCUGGCCAGGCCAUGCUACACUAACCUCACCUCCCUCUCACUCUUUCUCCUCCCUCCCCUUUCCUGCCUCUCCCUCCCAUCCCCCCCACCCCCACCCUACUUUCUCCGCCCCCCCCCUCCCCUGACUGUUCCACCCAGGAGGAGGAAACUUCACAUAGCUGUGCUCACAGUUUUUUAUUUUAAAUGAAUUUGGUUGGGGAGCUGAGCAGGCUCCUUAUGAUCUGAAGAAAGCUUUUGGUGCUUGUCCUCAAAACCACCUUGACCUUCUCCCCCUGUCCUGCCCUGUCUCCUUUCCUCCUCCUGGGUUCAUGUUGUAAUAAAAGAAGAUCGUUGGUGUGUAAUUAAUUUGUUCAAAAAAAAAAAAAAAAGAAACUUGGUUCCAACUGAAGCCUAUUUUAAUUUUAUUUUAUUAUUUUCCUCUUGUUAGAAAUAAAACCCUUAGCAACAUUUUUUGGAAAUAUGUUUCUGAAGUGCAUUUCUCU
This is a messenger RNA of Zalophus californianus (California sea lion), 5928 nucleotides long. RefSeq names its product lysine demethylase 5C (gene KDM5C). The coding region runs from base 375 to 5057 and encodes 1560 amino acids. The record is from RefSeq and is a predicted model, not a curated record. Gene Ontology annotation, cellular component: nucleus. Gene Ontology annotation, molecular function: histone demethylase activity; DNA binding. The transcript has 26 exons. Lineage: Eukaryota; Metazoa; Chordata; Mammalia; Carnivora; Otariidae. Gene Ontology annotation, biological process: chromatin remodeling.